This is a messenger RNA of Nematolebias whitei (Rio pearlfish), 1390 nucleotides long. RefSeq names its product cytosolic arginine sensor for mTORC1 subunit 2 (gene castor2). The coding region runs from base 207 to 1193 and encodes 328 amino acids. The record is from RefSeq and is a predicted model, not a curated record. The transcript has 9 exons. Gene Ontology annotation, cellular component: cytosol. Gene Ontology annotation, biological process: negative regulation of TORC1 signaling; cellular response to L-arginine. Lineage: Eukaryota; Metazoa; Chordata; Actinopteri; Cyprinodontiformes; Rivulidae.
CGGUCGUGCGCUUGACUGCAGGUCCGGGUUUUACCUCCUUUGCUUUCUUUAUUCCUCCCUGCCUCCCCGUUUCUUUCUCUGUUUAAUGCGCCCCGGCCUGCCGUAUGUGUGUAUUUAUUUAUUUAUGCAUUCUUUUUGAAAGUAUUUAGCUAUUUUCUUUCUUUUGGUUAUAUUUUAGUCGUUCCUCAAAUGAGAAGACGUAAAAGAUGGAGCUCCACAUUUUAGAGCAUAGCUUGAAAGUGGCGAGUAUAGAAAAGGAGGGGAUCCAGAUUUGCACUCACGGACUGAUAAAACUCGCCUUCUUGGCCUCCAAAACAAGAUGCAAGUUUUUCAGUUUGACGGAGACUCCAGAGGACUACACCAUCAUCGUCGACGAGGAAGGCUUUAAAGAGCUGCCGCAGUCGGACCUGAUCAGCGUCGCGGACGCCACGUGGUUGGCCCUCAACGUGGUGUCGGGCGGCGGCAACGCUUCCAGUUCGCAGCCCAUCGGAGUCACCAAAAUCGCCAAGUCCGUCAUCGCCCCGCUGGCCGACCACAACAUCUCCGUCUUCAUGCUGUCCACGUACCAGACGGACUUCAUCCUGGUCCGGGAGCGCGACCUGCCGAUGGUCAUGCACACGCUGUCUUCCGAGUUCACGCUGCUUCGAGUCGUCAACGGAGAAACGGUUGCUGCUCACGACCUGGGCGUCUCCAACGGCUUCGUGAAGCCGAAGCUCGUUCCCCGUCCCAUCAUCCACCCUCUGUCCAGUCCCAGCAACAUGUUCUGUGUGACCAGCCUGGACCCGGACACGCUGCCCUCUGUGGCCACCCUGCUCAUGGACGUCAUGUUCUACUCUGGAGGGUCCAAAGAGGUGGGUGCGUCCGGCACGGACCCGAGCCACAUCCGGUUCUUUUCCUUCUCCCUGAUCGAGGGUUACGUCUCUCUGGUGAUGGACGAGCAGACGGCUCAGAGGUUUCCAAACAACGUGCUCUUCACCAGCGCCUCCGGCGAGCUCUGGAAGAUGGUUCGGAUCGGGGGACAGCCUUUAGGAUUUGACGAGUGCGGCAUCGUGGCUCAGAUUUCAGAACCUCUGGCAACAGCUGACAUUCCUGCUUACUACAUUAGUACCUUCAAGUUUGACCACGCUCUGGUUCCUGAAGAAAACAUCCAGAGUGUGAUCGGAGCGCUGCGGACGGAGAGCGCGGCGCCGUAGCAAACCGUCACGGCGGCCAUCUUUGUUUAAAAAGUGCCACGAGCGUGUUGUUGGGUCAGAACCGAAGGAGGGGACGUCUUUGUUACUCGUUUUCUUUACUCCCCCGUUUCCUCCGAGCCCUCCCCGCCUGCCGGCACUUCCUGCUUUAGUUUACUAAACCGAAAACGUUUCUUUACCUCUCUGAAGCUGCUCCCCCC